This is a messenger RNA of Lampris incognitus (smalleye Pacific opah), 1163 nucleotides long. It is a transcript of the gene mettl21e, whose product is annotated as methyltransferase like 21e. NCBI's taxonomy places the organism in Eukaryota, Metazoa, Chordata, Actinopteri, Lampriformes, Lampridae. The record is from RefSeq and is a predicted model, not a curated record. Gene Ontology annotation, molecular function: protein-lysine N-methyltransferase activity. The coding region runs from base 290 to 1045 and encodes 251 amino acids. Gene Ontology annotation, biological process: peptidyl-lysine methylation. Gene Ontology annotation, cellular component: cytosol; cytoplasm. The transcript has 5 exons.
UGGAGGGCUGCGGCGUGCUCCCACAGAGAGAUGAGGCAUGGGGUUGACGGCUGGUGAGGGUAGCCCGAGUAAGGAAUCGGAAAAGCCUGUGUAUGCGCUUGCAUGAAGUUAGGUAGAAAUGUUGACCUUUUGCCACCUACCGGGCGUCCAGAUCCAGACCGUCCUGAUUCCAGAGAGUCUUUUAUAAGAGCACAAAACGAGAUUGACAGUGAGUGCUUUUGGCUGCCUGAGCUCAGUUGUGUGUGUGUUUGUGCUAACCCGCACUCCUUGGACCCGGUCCCUGUCAGAUAUGGAGACCCAACAGGCCAAGACCACAGACGAAUCCAAAACCGGAGCCGAGGGUACAGCCGGAGAUGAAGAGCUGGCAAAAGCUAUCAUGGCUCGGCAUUUCCGUCCAUCUCUCAUAGUCACAGAGGCCUGGGAAGGCUACACCUUUGCUAACCUUGAGAUCCGCAUUAAGGAGUCCACAGAUCUGUAUGGAGCUGUACUCUGGCCCUCGGCUCUAGUGUUGUGUCAUUUCUUGGACACCAACCGUGACAAGUACAACCUGACAAACAAAAAUGUCAUUGAGCUUGGUGCUGGAACCGGACUGGUCACCAUAGUGUCCAGCCUGCUAGGUGCUAAGGUUACUUCAACAGACCUACCGGAUGUGUUGGGAAAUCUUCGGUACAAUGUCCUCCGGAACACCAGAGAGCGCUGCCAGUACACUCCCUCGGUCACUGAGCUUACUUGGGGCCAGGAGCUGGAGCAGCGCUUUCCGCGGGCCACCCAUCAUUUUGACUACAUCCUUGCGGCUGACGUUGUCUAUGCCCACCCGUUCCUCGAUGAGCUGAUGGAGACAUUUGACCACCUGUGUCAGGAAGGCACACAGAUUUUGUGGGCGAUGCGCUUCCGUCUGGACCCCGAGAAUAGUUUCGUGGGGCGAUUCCAGAGACGCUUCAACCUGGAGGUGCUGUACGACCUUCCCAGUCUCAGCAUCCAGCUAUACCGAGCCUGGAGGAAAGACAAGCGGACCGAGCCCAGCUCGGGAGAGGACGCUGCAUGAUCUUUCACCCGAGGAGGCUGAUGGACUUUGUGUGAUUUUGUGUGUGUGUGUGCGGGCACGCGUGUGUGGGUGCGACCAUUGUUGUGUAUGUUUGAUUGCAAUUACUCAAAUAAAUUCG